AUAGUGUAAACUCCAACUACAACAUGAAUGAGAACAGCAAGAUAACAUAAACUAAAAUAUCUGCGUACAGAGUGGGAAAAGGCAGAAACAAAGUAAUUCAGAAUGGGGUCAACGCGAGACUUGGAGACAGAGAAAAGUGAUUCAGAAGAAGCAGUGAGAGGUAAAGGAACAUGGAAGCAAGCAGCGUUCCAUGUUGCCACCACCAUUGCCACCCCUGCUGCUUAUGCCCCUUUGCCCUUCGCUAUUGCUUCUCUCGGUUGGCCUCUUGGUGUGAGUAGUCUGGUGAGUGCAACACUAGCUACCUGGUACUCUAGCUUUUUGAUCGCUUCUCUGUGGAAAUGGAACGGGGAGAAGCACUUUACCUACAGACAUCUGGCACAUAGUAUUUUCGGAUUGUGGGGGUACUGGUCUAUUGCCAUUUUUCAGCAGGUAGCUUCUCUGGGUAAUAACAUUGCCAUUCAAAUUGCAGCUGGCAGCAGCCUUAAGGCAGUUUACAAGCACUAUCAUGAUAAUGGAACAUUGACCCUGCAGCAUUUUAUUAUUUUCUUUGGAAUCUUUGAACUACUUCUCUCCCAGCUCCCGGAUAUUCACUCACUGAGAUGGGUAAAUGCACUCUGUACUUUCAGCACAAUAGGCUUUGCUGGUACAACCAUUGGUGUUACCAUUUACAAUGGGAAGAAGAUUGAUAGGACUUCAGUAAGUUAUAGUUUGCACGGUAGCUCUGCUUCUAAGUUCUUCAAAGCCUUCAAUGCGCUUGGGACCAUUGCCUUUUCAUUUGGUGAUGCAAUGCUUCCAGAAAUACAGAAUACGGUGAGAGAACCUGCUAAGAGGAAUAUGUACAAAAGCAUAUCAGCAGCAUAUACUGUCAUUGUAUUGACUUACUGGCAAUUGGCCUUUUCUGGAUACUGGGCAUUUGGAUCAGAAGUCCAACCUUAUAUUUUAGCUUCACUGUCUAUUCCAAAAUGGACUGUUGUUAUGGCAAAUUUGUUUGCAGCAAUUCAAAUAUGUGGAUGCUUUCAGAUAUACUGCAGGCCAACAUAUGCCUAUUUUGAGGAAGGAACAGGGUUCAAGUCUAACAAAAGUAGUAGCUAUUUUCCCUUCAGAAAUCGCCUGACACGACUUAUAUUUACUUCCAUAUACAUGGUUCUUGUUACUCUUAUUGCUGCCGCAAUGCCCUUCUUUGGAGAUUUUGUGUCCAUCUGUGGGGCAAUUGGGUUUACUCCAUUGGACUUUGUGUUCCCUGCUUUAGCAUACCUCAAGGCUGGAAAAACGCCCAAUAAUUCCAAACUUGGCCCUUUCCUGCGACCAUUAAAUAUUUUAAUAGCUACCUGGUUUUCAUUAGUUGCUGUCUUGGGUUGCAUUGGUGCAGUCAGAUUCAUAGUGGAAGAUAUCAAGAACUACAAGUUCUUCCAUGAUAUGUGAGGAUUGAGAAACAUCAUGGUUGGUGAUAAUUUCAUUAAAGUGGUGAAGAAGAGAUCAUGUACAGUAUUUUCUGGAGCUUUCUUGUCACCCUUUUACAUAUAGAAUUAAUUUUUCUCCUCUGAACUUUAGUCAUUGUCGUUAGAUAAUUGAAGCAUAACGCUUCACUAGUCAACAUCUUUUCAUGUCCCGACUUUAUAGAUGGAAGCAUUUUUUACAUAAAGUUAGCCUUUUAUUUAUAAAUACCAUAUUUUUUUUUAGGUAGUC
Molecule: messenger RNA, 1686 nt
Organism: Vigna radiata var. radiata (mung bean)
Lineage: Eukaryota; Viridiplantae; Streptophyta; Magnoliopsida; Fabales; Fabaceae
Product: GABA transporter 1-like
Exons: 7
Coding region: 103-1422 (439 amino acids)
Cellular component (GO): plasma membrane
Source: RefSeq, a predicted model, not a curated record